AUGCCCUCCGCUAACAAGCGUCCGCGACCCAUAGAGCUCGAGCCCGACGCCAGCAACUCUCCCAGUAUAGACGACAACGAUGACGAGGAUAGCACGAGCACGCGAAGAAGGACUAGGUCGGGUAAAACUAGAAGUGUUUUGGAUAGUCAUGCUAGACGGAGGGUGAAGAGGCCGAGGAAGGCGGAGAGUGUUGAGGAAGAGGAAGAAGAAGAAGAAGAGGAGGAGGAGGAGGAGAAGGAUGAGCUUAUGGAUGAUGGGGAGGAGGAGGAGGGUGUGUAUCUAAGGACGCGGUUGUAUGCGAGGGAAAAAGCAAAGGCGAAGGAGAAGGAAAAAGCAAAGGAAAAGGAAAAGACGAACGCGAAGGGGAAAGAAAAGGCGAAGGAGAAGGAAAAGAGUACGAGGAAGGGGUCCAAGGAAAAAGAGAAGGAGAAGGAGAAAGAGAAAGACAAGGCGACGCCCGAAUUUCGAGUGAUCAGGGAUAGCCUUCCAGUGCCACCCCGCGCCAAAGACACCUCCACGCUCAAACCCAUCCCAGACCCUCCAUGGCUCUUACAAAAGCCCGCACCCGCACCCGCACCUGCACCACCGCCGGCACCCGUCCCAUCCACCUCCGCAUCGACAUCCACGCCGACGUCCAUACCCAAGCCGACGCCCAUACCCAAGCCCGCACACAAACCCAAGCCCCCGUCGAAACCACCCAAACCGGCUCUGUAUACCGGAUCAGACGGUGACCCCGCGGACGAUGGUGAUACUAUCAUGCGCAGCGCAGCCGACGACGACGAUGAUGAUGACAAGCCACUAGACACCCAGCUCGAGCCUGUGCACUCUCCCUCGCACCCGCGCGAUCGCGAGCCAGCGUCCUCCUCCGCCGCCGCCGCUGGUGAUGGUGGUGGUAAUGGGGCACGCACGGCAGGGUACACCCCGCGAACAUGGAACCCAUCAUCGUACGUGCACUCAUCGCGCCCACCGUUUAUCCCUCCCCCAUCGCACUCGCCUGAUAACCUCGCAUAUACGCACUCGCCGCCGUCGCCGAUGAGAGUGUACCACUCGCCCUCUCCGCCGCCUCAUCCCCUUCCCCAGCCGCACCCACAUGCACAUGCGCAUGCGCUGCAGAGACGACCGAGCGGGAGUAGACACCGCGCGCCGUCGCCUGACUACGAGCGCGAGCGCGAGUAUGGGUAUGGAUACGGCUACGACAGCGACCCUGCGAGGGAUCCGCGGUACCGCGCCCCUCACCCUCACCCGCACCCGCACUCGCACUCGCAGCGGUAUCGCAGCAGUAGAGAGUAUGCCUCGAGCUAUCCACCUCCACAUGCUACAUCGCGCGGUGCGCCCCCGCCUCUUCCGCCUUCCGCGUCGGCUUCGCCGUAUCCACCACCUGCGCCCCCUCUGCAUGCGGCUUAUCCGCAUCCGGGACGGUACUCGCAUUCGCACCCGCGCCCGCACUCGCGCUCUGGCUCGCCACCACCACCACCUCCUCCUCCUCCAGCUGCGCAUUCCAAACGCCCUCAUUCACAAUCGCAAUCUCAAUCGCAUUCACACUCACAAUCACAAUCACAUUCGCAUUCGCAUUCGCAUUCGCAUUACACCCCGCCUACACUAACACAACCGCCUAUAUACCACCCACGCCCCCCACCACCUCCACACGCCCUGCACUCCCCUCCCCCUCCCCCGCCGCCUCAUCAUCCUCAUCAUCAUCCACUUUUGCCGGCGCAGCACUACCGCGCGGCUCCGCCUCCUUCUCAUGCACAUGUACCUCCGCCUCCACAUGGGCAUGGGCACGCGGGACCAGCGACGACGAUGCCGACGCGCCAGCUACAGCCGCAUGAACCGUACCCGCCUACACCGCCUCCGCCUUUGCCGGGUUCUGGUCCAGGGCCGGGGUCAGGGGCGGGGGCGGGGUCAGGGCCAGGACGCGAUCGUGAGAGGGAGCAUGAGAGGGAGAGGGAGCGGGAGCGCGCGCUGCAGCCUUCGUGGUCGGCGCUGGGUGAUGCGCGUGUGGAUCGUGAUCGGGAGCGAGAUCGGGAGAAGGAGCGAAAUCAGGAGCGGGAAAGGGAGAGAGAUAGGGAGAGACCACCACUACCACAUCAUUCACAUUCACAACCGCCACCACAACCGCCUCACUCACAACCACAAUCACAACCACCACCACCUCAUUCACAACCUCAACCACAACCACAACCACAACAUCGUCCCCAUUCUAUACAGCGGCGCCAAUCCUCGCCUGGCCCACCUCCGCCUCACCCUCACCCGCAUGGGCAUGUGCAUGGGCAUCCGGCGCGGUAUUACACUGCGUAUCCGCCUCCGCCUCCUUCAGCACCACAUUCAUCAGCGCAGGCACCUCCUCCUCAAGCACAUCAACCAUCUACACCUCAAGCACCUCAAGCACCGCCAGCACAGUCCUCGGCGCAAUCGUCCGCCCAAGCAGCAGCCCAAGCCCAAGCCCAAGCCCAAGCAGCCGCGCAGGGAGGACAACCACAGCAGCAGCAGCAGCAGCAGCAGAGACGACCAAGACGCGCGUCGUCGCCGCGGUUCAUCGCUGAUCAGCGGGAUCGCGAUCGAGAACGGGGUCAGGAAAGGGGUCAGGAGCGGGGUCAGGAGCGAGAGCGGGGUCAGGAGCGGGGUCAGGAGAGGGAGCGGGGUCAGGAAAGGGAAAGGGAUGAUCGGCCAUCGUCGCGGACGAGAGCGCGCGCGGGUGAAGGCGAGGGCGCGGAGAAGGGGCCGGGGAAAGGACGCGAGAAAGGACGCGAGGGCGAUACCGAAGACCGCGCGAAUGCAGGUGCAGCUGGAGGAUCGAGGAGACGAGCGGGGAGCGACUCGGCUUCAGCGAGAGCAGCGGGUGCGGGUGCUGGUGUGGGAGGUGGGUACCCUGCUGCUGCUUAUCCACAACCUCAAUCUCAACAUCAACAUUAUCCGUAUCCGUAUCCGUACCCGUACCCGUACCCAUAUUACGUGGAUGGGUCGGGGCAUCCUCUACCACCACCACCACCUCCUCCUGGUUCGCAUCCUCCUGGUGCGCAUGCACCACCACCGCCUGGUCAUCCAGCGCACGCGCACCCUCAUCACCCACCGCCGCCGCCGCCGCCCACGUCACAGCAGCAACAACACCAAAUCCGCCCAUCCAUCCCGCCAAGUCACGCACAGGCGCCGUACAAUGCACACGCACCCGCGCAUUACCCACAUCCGCAUCCGCAGUACCCGUAUCAUCCACACGAGGUGUACCCGCACCCCCAUCCGCAUUCGUAUGCACCGCCGCCGCCAGGAUAUGCACAUCAACCACCACCUCCUCCAGGACACGCACCACCUCCAGGACACGCACAACAUCCGCCACCACCGACAAACGCACCGACACACGCGCCGCCUCCGCCGCAACCGCAACCAGCGCGCCGCAUCUCAGCAGCACUCGCCGCGCUCCCCGCGUACCCCCAGACGCUCUCGCAGCCGCACCCGCCCGCGCCUGUGAUGGCGGGCCCGGUGCAUUUUGUGCCGAGUCGGUAUUCGUAUGGUGUUUUGGGUGGGGGUGCUGGGGGUGGAGGAGGUGCUGGAGGGGGAGGAGGAGGGACUGGGGCUGGAGGAGAGGGAGGAGAGGAUAGGAGGGAUGGGAGGGAUGGAAAUGGAAAAGAAGGAAAUGGAAAAGAAGGAAAAGAAGGAGAGAGAGAGAGAGAUAAGGACAGAGAGAGGGAAAAGCAGAGGGAGAAGGAGGAACGGAGGGAGAGAAGAGAGAGGCGCAAUCCGCUCCCGCCGCCUAUUACGAUUUCGCUUGAUGAUACACCGAUGUUGCAUUCGCCUGCUGCGUCGGCGGAGGCGGAGGCGUCGCCUCAUCCUCCUCGUUCUGCGAUGUCGGUGUCUGUGUCUGCGUCGAAUUCGAAUGCAACUGUACCGGCGUCGACAUCCACAACAACAUCAACGUCGACCGCCGCACCUCCAACGACAGCGCCCGCAUCAUCCAACAUAACCAACACAACCACCAGCACAAACACAAGCACAACCACCAACACAGCCCAGCGAAGAACAUACACACCACCAAUAACAGUCUCCCUCGACCCGCCCGCCUCAUUCCCGCAAAUCAACAUUUUCGCGACGGAGCCGCUCCCUGCGGGAAAGCCUCAUACGCAUGCGCAGUGGUAUGCGCAUACGCAUGAGUAUACUGUGCGGCAGGGUGCGUCGGGUGCGGGUGGUGUGGGUGGUUCGGGUGCGGGUGGUCAGGGUGGUGGUGGCCAGGGUGGUGGUGGAGGAGGAGGAGGGGCAGGGGGUAGCGCGAGUGACGGCCGCGGAAGCAGAGCUAGCGAAAGACGCACCGAGAGAGCAGGCGCAGGCGCAGGUGCAAGUAUGAACAUGGUCGUCCCGCUCCAAGGCGAAGCGCAGCAGGUGCCGUACAUGUAUAGCAGCUAUGCGCAACAACAGCAGGCGCAGCAGCAGGCGCAGGCGAGGGCGGGGCAGCGGGUGUUGCAUGUUGGUGUGCCUGUGCAGGAGCGGGGGCAGGAGCGAGGGAUGGAUUCUGGAGAGAGAGAGAGGGAGAGGGAGAGAGAUGCGAGGAGGGAGAGGGAGAAAGACGCGAGGCGCGAGGCGCGGAGGGAGGAGAGGAGGAGGGAUAUGGGUAUGGGUACGGGUGUUGAGAUGGAUGUUGAUUCUGUGGGUGGUGGUGAUAGGGACAAGGGAGGUGUAAGUGCAAGUGGGAAUGGGAAUGGGAAUGGGAAGGGUAAAGAGAAGGAGAAGGAGGGCGCGUCGACGACGAGCACGAGCACGAACACGGCGACGAACACGGCGACGAGCACGACGACGAGCAAGACUGUGACGAUGACAGCCACGCGCCGGCCGUCCGUCACAGCUGACGCGCCCUCCUCUUCCUCUUCCACGAAUUCUGCAGCGGUGGCGGUUGCGGCAGCCGCGCAUCCAAACCCGCAUUUUGGUCCGCAGCCUUAUCCGUCGCCUUAUGCGUACGGGUACGCGCCUCCUCCUCCUCCUCCGCCACCGCCGCCAGGAGCAGGAGGACCGGGAGGAGGUGGUGGUGGAACGGAAGGAGGAGGAGGAGGAGGUCCGGGACCGCCGCCGCCGCCGUAUAGUCGUCAUGCGUAUGGCCAUCAGCCGUAUUAUAGUCCGUAUCCACCGCCUGCGCAACAGCAACAACAACAGCAGCAAGGGCAUGAGAGGGAGAGGGAGAGGGAGGGAGGGCAUAGACCGCCUCCGCCGCCGCCGCAGUAUUAUCCCCCUCCUCCUCCACCUCCUCAUCCGCAUGCGGCUCCACCACCGCAUCCUCAUCCUCAGCAUCCUCAGUAUUCACCACAGUCGCCUCACCAGCCGUACCCUCCGCCGCCGCCUCAUCCUCCGCCUCAUCCUCAUUCGUACCCGUACGCGGUACCAUCGCCCCCUCAUGGUCAUGGUCAUGGGCAGCCUCCGGCGCACGCGCAUGGGUACCCGUAUUCGUAUCCGUAUCCGUAUCCAUCGCAUGAAGGUCCACAUUCGCAUUCGCAUGAACGGGAUGGUUUCGAUCCGCGCGAGCGCGAGCGGGAUAGGGAUAGGGAUAGAGAAAGAGAACGAGAGCGUGAUGGGGCUAGGGAUAGAGAAGCUAGGGAUAGGGAAAGGGAACGCGAAGGCCCCAGAGACCGCGACACACCCAGAGACAGAGAACGCGACGCACCCAGAGACAAAGACAGAGACAGAGACGCACAGAUGCGCCAGCAGCUCGUGCUGUUCCAGAAUGGCGCGGUGGGCCCGUUAGAGCAUCAGGUGCCGCAGCCGCGGAAGCCGAGGGGUGGGAGGGGUGGGAGUGGGAGUGGAGGAGGAGGGGCGGGAGGAGGAGGGGCGGGAGAAGGGGAUGGACAGAGCAGUGGUAAGGCAUCAGGAGGAGGAGGAGGAGGUGGUGGUGGUGGUGGUGUUGUAACGCUGCAGCAUAUCCCAAAACCGAUCCAUCCGGACACUGUACAUGCCUCGCGGAACGCGUCUGCAUCCGCGUCGGCCUCACAUCCUCAUCCUCAUCCUCACACACACGCGCACGCUCAUGGACAAGUACACACACAAACCCACGCACAUGUGCGCUCGCACUCGAGCGUGAUCCAUCUCGCGACGACGCCGCCAGCCGCGACGGCGCUUGCACCGCAGGAGCAUUUGUUGCUUGGUAUACCGCCUUCGAGUGGGGCUGUGCUUGCUGGUUCUGGGUCUGGUGCUGGUGCUGGUGCUCGAGCGGAUGUGGAAGGUGGCGCUGGCGCGGGUGGAACGGAUACAGCUGGGACAGGAGGAGGAGGAGGAGGAGUGGACCCGACGUCGCCGCAUUAUGUAGGCGGUGCACAGUUUGUGCUUAAACCUUCGAAGCCGCCAAGGGCUCGGAAGAAGCUUUUGGCUGGUGGAGGGGAGGAGGGUGGGCAGGGGCAUGCGUCGGGGUCGAGUUCGGGUGUGGGUUCGGGUGUGGGUGGAGAGUACCACGCACAGCGACAUCUGCGACAUGAUCCCGUUGCGGAUCCGUACCAUCUCCAUCCACACACGCAUCACUCUGAUUCUCAUUCUCACUCGCACUCACACUUGCACUCUCAUUCCCAUUCACACCAUUCACACUCUCACUCGCACUCUUCUCACUCUCACUCGCAUUCGCACUCUCAUUCCCAUUCCCACCACAAACCAAACUCAACCUCACACACGCUCUCGCACCUCAGCGCGCAAUACAACACCCCAGACGAACUAGGCCAAAGCCAGGGGCUGAUCGUGUACGAGCAGCGCACGCCGGCGGAGCGGGAGGCGUAUCGCGCGGCGCGGGAGGAGCAGGAUCGGUUGGCGGGGAGGGAGAGGGGGUAUAGGAGGGUUUGGAGGCAGGGUGGGGGUGCGGGUGGGCAGGGGCAGGAGAAAGAGAAGGAGAAGGAGAGAGAGAAGGAAGGGGGCAAAGGGAAGGAGAGAGAGAAGGGGAAAGAAAAUGAGAAAGAAAAGGAAAAGGGGAAAGAGAAGGAAAAGGAGAAGGAGAAUAAUAAAGAUAAAGGAAUGGAGACGGAUAAGGAUAUAGGAAAAGAGCAGGAUAAAGGAAAGGAAAAGGAAAAGGAAAUGAUUGUUGUAGAUGUAGAUGCGGAGAUGGAGAUGGAGAUGGAGAUGGAGGAUGCGGGACAGGAAAAGGAGAAGAAGGGGAAAGGCAAGGAGAAUGAAAAAGAGAAGGAGACGGAGACGGAGAUGGCUGGGACUGGUGGUGAGGGCAAGAAGAGCACCAACACUAACACCAACACCGCGAACGCUAACGCGAACGCGAACGCCGCGCGCGAGCGCGAGCGCGAGCUGGAGCAGGAGCAGGACGUGUCGAUGGCGGUGGAUAGCGCGUCCGCGCACGCGACUUCAACCGCGCGGCGGCAGCAGCAGCAGCAGGAACGCGAACGCGACGGCGACCGGGAGAAUCAGAGUAAUAACGAGGAGGUAGCGCGCGGGCUGAGUCGCAGCAGCAGCAGCAGCGCGAAUAGCGCUCAGGGUAGGAGAGGGGCGAGGGGCACGAAGCAGCGCGUUUAUGAGGAGGAGGAGAGGGAGAGGGUGCGGGCGCAGGGGCAGGCGUUGGGGGGCAGGAAGGGUAGUUCGGGUGUGGGAGAGAGGGCGAGGGAGGGGAGUGAUGAGAGUGUGGGUCGGGGUAGUCGUGAGCGGGAGAAAGGGAAAGAGAGGGAAAGAGACAGAGAGAAAAAGAAGGAGAGGGAAGCUGAGGAACGGAGGAAGAGAGAAGCGGAGGCUGCGGAGGAUAGCGAUGUCGUGAUUAUCGAUCCGCCGCCUGGAGAGCGCGAGAGACGAGAACUGCGCGAGAGGGAAAGGGCGGAGAGGGAGGUGGAGAUGGAGCGUGAGCGGAGGCGGUGGAUGGACGCUAAAAAGGAGAGGGAGAGGGGAAAAGAGAAGGAGAAAGAGAAAGGAAAGGAAAAGGAGCGUGAGCGGCGAGAGAGGAUGGACGGGGAUGAUGAUGAUGAUGAUGAUGAGGUUGUUAUUGUUGAUGAGCGCAGGACGAGUGGAGGUGCGAUGGACGUGGAUGUUAGCGCGGUUGUGAGUCCUGGUCCGGGGUUGGGGUCCGCAUUGGACGAGGCGGACGUAGCGAGAGAGGAAGCGGCGAAGAAGGAGGCCGAGAAAGAGAAGGAAAAGGAAAAGGAAAAGCAGAAGGAGCGGGAGCGGGAGAUCGUGGUCAUCGACAGCGACAGCGACAUCGAGAUGAUGGAAGUCGUACGCGUCGCCAACCCGUCGCCGCUGCAUAGCGCGAGUGGAUCAGCGGAGAAGGAUAGGGAAAAGGAGAAGGAGCGCAGUCGGUCGCGCAGGGGUAGCGACGAGGAGAAUAUGGAUGUUGAUUUGCGUGCGAGGAGAGCCGCGGGGUCGCGCACGGGGUCAGGGGCGGGGUCGGGGUCGCGCGCGGGCUCUGAUACGCACUCGCGACCGCAUUCGCCACAGGAGCAGCGUCACCACCACCAUCAUCAUCAACAUCAUCAUCAGUAUGAUAAUUUUGAAGGGCGGCGGUACGCCGCGUAUCAGCAGCAUGUAGAACAAGAAAGGCGGGCGUCGCAUUCGAUCAACCCUCAGAAUCGGUAUCCGCCGCCGUUGCCUCCUGUAGUCAUCAUCCGGCCCCGCGAGCGCGUAGCUGAUCAAGCACAGACCCAGACCCAAUCUCCCAGCGACGGAUCGCACCGGAUGAUAUCUACACCUCGUCCGGUGGACGCUAAUGCAGAUGCGAGUAGUCUAAGUGGUGCUGCGAAGAUGAGGAGCAGCGCCGCUGGGCGCGCGGUGUCUGGUGGUGUGCAUGGUGUUGCGCAUUAUCCGCCCCAUCUACAUGCACAUCCGCAUGGCCCACCACCGCCUUCAGCGGAUUUUUAUCCCGCGAGAGAAGAUAUUCCACCGCCUCAACCUCCUCCUCCGCAACACCAACACCGACACCAUCCGCAUCGGCAGCAUCAUCCGCCGGCUACGCACCAUAGCUCCGGGCGUCCACCUCCUUCAUACAACUACUCGCCGUACCCUCCAGCACCAGCACCAGGAGCACCACCAGGAGCACACCAAUCUCAUCCAUACUCCCCGACAACCGAGUACCCACCCGCCCCCGCCCCCGCCCCCGCCUCCGCCUCCGCGGCGGUCCCCGGUCCGGGCGGCUCAGAAACGAACACGUUCGCAGCCCCCGCGCGCCCAUCGCGCAAGAUGAAGAGAUACCCGUGCGACGUGUGUGGACAGAUUUUCACGCGCUCGGGGGAUGUGAGACGCCAUAAGGAGAGUCGGCAUACGGGUGGAGGGGCCGGUGUGCGGUGUCGGUUUUGUGGACGGGUGUUGACUAGACAAGACGCGCUACAGCGGCACUGGGACAAGUACUGUCGCAAAAAGGCAAAACGGAGCGCGCAUAGACAAUCCGGCUCUGGGUCCGGCUCUGGGUCCGGCUCUGGUUCUGGUUCUGGUUCUGGCCAACGCUCUGGGUCUGGUGCCGGGAGCGAUGGCGAUGGCGAUGGCGAUGGUGAUGGUGAUGACCAUGGGGAAGGGGAUGGUGACGGCUCGCAUUCGGAGGCGGAGGGUAUAGACGGCGGUGAUCAGUGGGAUGGGGAUAUGUCUUCUGAAGGCGAAGGCGAGGAGGAAGAGGAGGAGGAGGAGGAGGGGAUGGAGGGGAUGGAGGUUGAUGGGGAUGUGGAGAUGGAGACGGAUCGGCAGCAGCAGCAGCGGGAGGAAUCUCGUCCUUCGUCCUCUGCGGCUUCGCGUGUACCGGCUUCAGCUCCAGGAUCAACAGCGCCUUCUCCACACGCACACGCAACGUCAGCAUCAGCAUCAGCGCAUGCACAUGCGGAGAGCGAGCGGGUGAGGGAGAGGGAGAGGGAGUAUGCACAUGCGUAUGAGCGCGAGCGCGAGAGGCGGCGCGUGCGCCGCGAGCAGGAGCAGGAGCAGCGGGAACAGGAACAGGAGCUGUAUGCUGGUGGGAUGUCGCGUCCUGGUUCUGGAUCUAGUUCUGGUUCUCGGCAUAGUCAUAGUUCUGGGUCUCGGCAUAGUCAUGGUUCAGCUCAUGGACAUGGACAUGGUCCGACGGUUUCGAGGUAUGCCCCGCCCCCGCCUGUGCCUGUGCCUGCGCACCAGCAUCAGCACGAGCGCGAGCAUCAGAAUCAACAGCAUCAGCAGCAUCACUAUUCCUCGCUUCAGCCUCAGCAUAAGAGGAUCUCUCCAAACCCACAUCCACCACACCCACACCCACAUACGCAUUCUCACCCGCAUCCGCACGCAAAUUCGCACCCACACCCACACCCGCAUGCACACCCACACCCACACCCACACCCAAACUCACACCCACAUCCACACCCACACCCACAUCCACACCCACACCCACACCCACAUCCACACGCGCACGCGCAACACGUACACCCUCCACCCACCCAACGCCCACGGCCCAUUGCCAUCGCACCGCACCCAGCACCAGCACCACCCUCUCCUCCACCCAACCCGCAUACCCACCACCACCCCCACCCCCAGCCAAUCCAAAUCCAACCACACCUCCAAGAAAUCAGCAUCCCGCCUACGGACGGGUGGCAGCAUGAAGAUCCGGCGGCUGAGGGCCGGCGUGUUGCGGAGAAGCAGGCGAGGCUUUUGAGGGAACGGAGGGAGAGGGAAAGGAGGGAGAGGGAGAGGGAGCGGAGGGAGGGGGCUGGUGGGACGGGUGGGUUAAGUCACAGUGGGAGGACUAGUGCGAGUGGGGGAAGUGUGAGGGAGGGGGGCAGUGUGAGUGGGCGGAGCGGGAGGGAGGGGGGCAGUGUGAGUGGGAGAAGUGCGAGUGGGAGAGGGAGUGCACAGGGGAGUGUGAGAGGUGGGAGUGGGAGUAGGAGUGGACGGACGAGUGCGAGUGCGCCGUCGCCGCCGCCCCCGCCACCUGCACCUGCAGCGCAUGCUGCGAAUGCUGCGAAUGCUGCGAAUGCGAAUUUGAACCGAACUUGA
Psilocybe cubensis is the source of this 10887-nucleotide messenger RNA. RefSeq lists its product as uncharacterized. The record is from RefSeq and is a predicted model, not a curated record. The coding region runs from base 1 to 10887 and encodes 3628 amino acids. Lineage: Eukaryota; Fungi; Basidiomycota; Agaricomycetes; Agaricales; Agrocybaceae. The transcript has 3 exons.